AAAGCACCAAGACUCAUUCUGUCGACGCGCAUACAAGCGCGCUGCGUCUCGCUAGUGCCUCGCUGCUGUGUACUGUGUGCCGAAAACCCCAUUACAACACUACGGAGCUGCAAUUGAGCACCAAGGCUACAAUUCAACCUCAACCGGCGCGAGGCAGGGCAGAGCGGGACCAUGGCAGCGGAGGACGAGGAUAUCGAACAAACGUUGCAUGUAGCCAGAUCUAUAUCUGUAUAUCGCAUUCCGCCUCGCCCGGGAGCGCAAGGGUGGCGGAGUGGGGAUUGGCUUGUGAGUGACAAGCUGUUCCAAGGCCGGCUCCGCAUCGUCGCAAAGGGCGAGUUAUGCGAAAUACGGAUGGAGGAUGUUAACAGCGGCGAGCUGUUCGCGGUGUGCCCGGUGCCGUACGGCCAGCGCAACCUGGCGGUGGAGCCGGUGACGGACAGCAGCCGCUACUACGUGCUGCGGGUGGAGGACCCCACCACCAAGCGACACGCCUUUCUGGGCAUGGGCUUCGACAACCGCAGCGACGCCUUCGACUUCAACGAGGCGCUGGUACGGCACGAGCAGCAGGUGGCCCGUGAGAAGGCGGCCAAGGCCAAGCUGGCAGGGGGCGCCGCUGCGGCAGGGCCUGCGGGAGGCGGCAGCGCGGCGGGCAUCACGGCCGCAGGGGCAGCGGCCAGCAGCAGCGCCGCGGCCGAGGUGGACGUGUUGUACCGGCACACGGCUGACCUGAAGCUGCAGGAGGGGCAGACAAUGCGAGUCAACAUGAGCGGCAUCAAGAAGCAGGGAGCCGCUGGGACUGCUGGCGGCAAAGGCUUCCUCGAAAGCACUGGUGUGCCAGCAGCGGGCGGGCUGUUGGUGCCGCCGCCACCGCCCCCCGCGCCCUCGACCUCAUCACACGGCACCGCCGCCGCGUCAACAGGCACCGCGCACGCAUGGACCAUGUCGCUCGCGCCGCCGCCUCACGACGCGGCGUCGGCACCGUCAACGCACCCGCAGCAGCCGCAGCAACAGCAGCCACCGCAGCUGCCGCGGUCCAGUGGCGGCAUAUUCUCUUACUCCGACUCGGGGACGCCUGCAGCGGGAACGGUGACUGUCGGUAGCAGCGCAGCAGUGCAAGCAGCAGGCUUGGCGGCGGCGCCUUGGCCGGCCGCGGCUCCGGUUCCAGCUGCCGCUCCUCCGGCGCAAGAAGGCUGGGCGACUUUCGACUGACGGGUGUUACCCCUUAGCUUGCAUAGCUAGUACGCAUCAUUGCAUUUAUGGAUAAGCCACCAAUGCGAGGCACACGAAAUCUGGUGGCGCGCGGGGCUUAUACCUACCCUUGACCGGAACCUGACAACCCAGGUCCGUUACCUACCCGCACCGCCUAUGUUACCGGCUUUGCGUGAACGGCGUGUGUUUAUGCGCGCGCACAUCGUGUGCUGCCUGUUGACCAAGUUAGCAUGACAGCAUGAGCUGUACGCCGUGCCGGAUUGGCGCCUUCUUCCCGUACGGACGAUGUCGCGUGGGCCCGUGACACGCGGCGACGCAGCCACUGGGUCGCCGACCACACUGGAGCAGUGGAGCUGUGCUUGGAGAAGUGGGUGUUUGGUGCAGGCAAGCUUGAGGGUAGACAAGACUCAGGAGUGCGGCAGUUGCGGUCUGCGGAGGGCGUAUGAGGGCGUAUGGCCGUUGUGGACGCGGUUUGGAUGCAGUGUACGAUGGAGCGGGCGCUUCCCCAUGCGCCCAAGCAUGAGCUGCCCUUGCACGGUUGCACCACAUUCAUUGCGGCACAAGGGUCCGCCAGGAAGCAAGGUGCAACUACGUGCUUAUGCUGGGUUUGCUGCAUUCUUUCGCCCGUACGUACACGCGAACUCGGCGCGGUGAUAGGACGUUUGGCAGUCAUGCCGCCGUGUGAAACACAAGCGACUUGGGGAUGAAGUGCAGCUGUGGCGAAUGUGAGGCUGUUUGGCCGGUACAUGGCAGGUGAUACUGCUGUGGAAUGCAUGGGGCCGCCUUGGGUGUGACGUGCAGUGCUAACUGAUGAGACAGGUGCCUAGUGCCGCCGCAGCGGAGGGCCUUCAUCCAACUACGUGGGGAGCAUCUCUAUCGCGCUUCUAAAACGGGGCGCGGCAUAAUUACACCUUGCGCGCUACUAACACCGACACAGUGCGGUCAUCGCCAAUAGAGCCACAUGCGCGUCCAUGAAGUACUGGGCUGCUGGCGCUGGUCUGGAGCAUUGAAUGAGCUUCUUCAG
This is a messenger RNA of Chlamydomonas reinhardtii, 2233 nucleotides long. RefSeq lists its product as uncharacterized. The record is from RefSeq and is a predicted model, not a curated record. Gene Ontology annotation, cellular component: clathrin vesicle coat; membrane. Gene Ontology annotation, biological process: endocytosis. The coding region runs from base 352 to 1209 and encodes 285 amino acids. Lineage: Eukaryota; Viridiplantae; Chlorophyta; Chlorophyceae; Chlamydomonadales; Chlamydomonadaceae. The transcript is spliced from 5 exons.